ACCCUGGAAGGGCCAACCAACCGUAUGAUGUCGCUGUGCCCACAUCAACUCCAUUUCACAGCAUUUAAAGCAUUCCAGCCGAUGGGGACCUACAUGUCUGUACCGACGGCCGAGUCUCUCCAUAACGCUGCUGCCGUUGGCUCCAUCGGUGGGCUCACCAGCAGUACCAGGUUGAGCUCCAUGGUCGGUUGGUGUGGCUCAUUCAUAAGCCUCUCUCACUCUCUCUCUCUCUCUCUCUCUCUCUCUCUCUGUAAGUCUUCAUCACUCUCUCUCUCUCUCUCUCUCUCUCUCUCUCUCUCUCUCUCUCUCUGUAAGUCUUCAUCACUCUCUCUCUCUCUCUCAGACACGCUCACACACACACACACACACACACAGUAAAUCGGGAGCGGACGAGGGAUGGGUGCCCGCCGAGAUGAUGAUAUCUCUUCAUGGCUUUCAGUCUUCCGACCCUCCUCAUAUGCACUUGCAGUUGUGUGGGGGCGGCCACCAGCCUUACUUUUGUCAGGAUUCUGGGGACGAUCCCCAGCCUGCCUUGGAGGAGGACGGCAUGCUCUCACCGAUGCAUGGAUAUGGGACACGGAUGAGCCCACCCAGUCGUGGAGAGAGUGAGAGAGAGCGCGAAAAGAGGAGUGACAACACGCCAUAAAGCAACCCUACUCCUUCCUAGCUUUCACCACUCCCCUCUUUCUUACUCCUCCCAAGUCCUUGAUGAGGACCAUCGACAUGGGAAGAAGCACUCCUCGUGACUCCCCGUCCUCCCCUUUCUCUUCCUCCUCCACCAGAAGACACUUCCAGUGGAGGAUAAACAAGUGUCCCAAGGAAGGAGCAGCUGAGAGGAAGGAGCGAGAUGACCAGCCGGAUGAAGAGAAAGCCGCUCCCUCUUUCUUGGCCUCCUCCUCAUCCUGUCCUUGCCGAGAAGAGACGGCCGCCGCUGCUGUGCCCAAGAAGAAGAGGACUGCUUCGGUCGCAGACGCUGCGGUCUCCAGGCUUCGGUCGCUUCUCGCGGCCGCGCCUUUCCUCCGCCGGAACCGGAUGGCGGGCCUCGGCGCCCACGUCACGGGGACGCUCUACGGGCACCGACGCGGCCACGUCCACCUCGCCUUCCAGGCGGACGGCAAGUCGUGCCCGGUGGUGCUGGUCGAGCUGGCCACGGCCACGAGCGCGCUCGUGCGCGAGAUGGCCUCCGGCCUGGUGAGGAUCUCGCUCGAGUGCGAGCGCAAGUCAGGCGGCGGCGGUGAGAAGGCGGAGACGACGACGACAACGGCGACGAGGCUGGUGGAGGAGCCGCUCUGGCGGGCGUACGUCAACGGCAAGAAGUGCGGGUUCGCGGUGCAGCGCGACUGCGGGCUGGCGGACUGGAAGGUACUGAGGGCCGUCGAGCCGGUGUCCAUGGGGGCCGGUGUGAUCCCAGGCGACGGCGGCAGCACCGACAGGGAUGUGAUGUACAUGCGAGCAAGGUUUGAGAGGGUGGUCGGCUCCAAAGACUCGGAGGCCUUCUACAUGAUGAACCCCGACAACAACGGCGGCCCUGAGCUCAGUGUCUAUCUUCUCAGAGUCUAACAACAUCAGACUCUGCUGCUUUGUUUGUGAUAAUAGCCAAACUCCUUAACAUUAAAGUGUAAUCUACAGGUUGUGCUUAGGGUGGGAUGAGUCGCCUUUCUACUUCUUCUCUGGGUAUUGUAAUCCGUCCUCUGUUACUGCUCACUGUGAACAUAAAUCUGCACUGGCUUUUUCCAAGGAAAGCUUCGGCACGGUCUUUUA
Molecule: messenger RNA, 1761 nt
Organism: Musa acuminata AAA Group (dessert banana)
Lineage: Eukaryota; Viridiplantae; Streptophyta; Magnoliopsida; Zingiberales; Musaceae
Product: protein MIZU-KUSSEI 1-like
Exons: 1
Coding region: 709-1560 (283 amino acids)
Biological process (GO): hydrotropism
Source: RefSeq, a predicted model, not a curated record